Molecule: messenger RNA, 1482 nt
Organism: Pyricularia oryzae 70-15
Lineage: Eukaryota; Fungi; Ascomycota; Sordariomycetes; Magnaporthales; Pyriculariaceae
Product: aminopeptidase Y
Exons: 2
Coding region: 1-1482 (493 amino acids)
Biological process (GO): proteolysis
Molecular function (GO): metalloexopeptidase activity
Source: RefSeq, a predicted model, not a curated record
AUGAGGAUCAGCAGCGCGUCCGCCCUGUGGGCUUUGAUGCCCCUUCUCUCGCAUGCCAAGGACUGCAGGCCACCGGUGGAAUCGGAGAAGCUCCAAGAGCUGAUCACGGUCGAUGGGCUGAUGGGUAACCUCCAGAAGCUCAACGACAUCGCCUAUGCCAACGGAGGCAACCGUGCUUUCGGCCUUCCCGGCUACGCAGCAUCGGUCGACUUCAUCUUUGAGGAGGUCUCCAAGCUCAAGGGCUUCACCGUCCGCAAGCAGGACUUCCCUGCCCUCUUCACCCUGACCACUGCGGCCGAGACCAUUGUUGGCGACGAGUCCCUGCGCACUGUUGCCCUCACCUACACUCCCAGCACCCCCAACGGCGAGGGCAUCACCAGGGAGUUGGUCCUGGGUCCCGAGGGGGCCGCCGGCUGCGACGUGGCCAACUACGCCGACAUCGCCGCCGAGGGCAAGGUCGUGCUGGUCGAGCGUGGCCUGUGCCCCGACGGCACCACCUUUGCCGGCAAGCUGCUGGCCGCCGCGGCCGCCGGCGCCGACUCGGUCCUCAUCUACAACCUCAACGACCAGAAGCUGACGGCCGGUUCGCUGUCCAUGCCCAACCCGCUCUACGCCCCCGGUGUCAUUGUCGACCGGGAGCCCGCCCUCCGCCUCAAGGCUCGCCUCGAGGCCGGCGAGAAGAUUGAGGUCUUUAGCAACAUCCAGCAGCUGAUCGAGGAGCGCAUCACGCAAAACGUCAUUGCCGAGACGACGCACGGUGACGAAAAGAACGUCGUCAUGCUGGGUGCCCAUCUUGAUUCGGUGCAAGCCGGCCCGGGCGUCAACGACGACGGCUCCGGCACCUCGCUCAUCCUCGAGCUGGCCAGGGGCCUCAACAAGUUCUCGACCACCAACAAGGUCCGGUUCGCGUGGUGGGGCGCCGAGGAGAACGGCCUCUGGGGCUCCAAGUUCUACGUCGACGACCUCAAGGACAAGCCCGAGGUCGAGGACCUGCUGCUGUACAUGAACUUUGACAUGGUGUCGCGCGGCGUGCACUACGUGUUUGACGGCGUCGGCGACCGCGUCGCGCCCGGCGGACCCCCCGGCUCGGAGAAGAUCGAGGAGCUGCUGGCCGAGUCCCUGAUCGCACAGGGCAAGGACGUGCGGCCGACGGGCCUGACGGGCGGCACCGACUACGUGCCCUUCAUGCAGGUCAUCAACAAGCCCGUCGGCGGGUUGUUCACCGGCACGGCGCCCGAGGAGGACGACUGCUACCACCAGGCCUGCGACAACAUCACCAACGCCAAGCCCGAGCUGAUCCACCCCAACGCCCUGGCCGCCGCCCACGCCCUCGCCGUCCUGGCUAUCGACGGCACCGAGAUCGUUCCCAAGACGCCCCAGAACGCAACCGUGGCUUCCGUCAGGAGGUGGGCUGCCGACUCCAUCAACUCGAUUGACUUUACUGCUUCGCACGGCAAGCUGUGCGAUCACGACCUGAUUUAG